This is a messenger RNA of Parascedosporium putredinis, 1755 nucleotides long. The record is from the annotation of a GenBank genome assembly. Lineage: Eukaryota; Fungi; Ascomycota; Sordariomycetes; Microascales; Microascaceae.
AUGCUGGGGGUCCCGUCCAGCCCGCCGGACGAGGCCGAGGAGGGCGAAGAGCUGGAGCAGGACCAGCUCGACGCGUUGUACCGGAAAGCCCAGUCCUUUGAUUUCAACACUCCCGAGGCGGAGCCCUCGACACAAUAUACCUGGCCCUUGAAGGACGCCGACGACAAGGACCUCCCCAUCGUCGAGGGGCAGGACAAGUUUUACAUGAAUCCUUACUCUGGCGAGAUGACGCUCGUUUUCCCAGCCCAGGAACAGAAAUGCUUAGGCGGCAUCUUGGCCGACGAGAUGGGCCUCGGCAAGACGAUUCAGAUGCUCAGCCUGAUCCACUCCAACAAGCCCUACCCGAGGGCCCAGCCCAAGACUGGGUUGUCCUCGCUCCAGCAGCUGCGGUCGUAUGGCUCGCCCGAGGCAGAGGUGCUCCGGGCGCCCCAAACCACCCUGGUGAUUGCGCCCAUGUCGCUCCUCGCGCAGUGGCACAGCGAGGCGGAGAAGGCCUCUAAGGAAGGGACGCUCAAGGCGUUUGUAUACUACGGCAGCGAGAAGAACUGCAACCUGCAGGCCAUGUGCUGCGAAGACAGCGCCGCCUCGGCCCCGGACGUGGUCAUCACGAGCUACGGCACCGUCCUGUCCGAGUUCAGCCAGAUCCUGGCCAAGAAGGGCGACAAGUCGCACCACCGCGGGCUCUUCUCGCUCGAGUUCCUGCGCAUCAUCCUCGACGAGGCCCACACCAUCAAGAACCGGAGGUCCAAGACGUCCAAGGCCUGCUAUGCCCUCGCCGCCGAGCACCGCUGGGUGCUCACGGGCACCCCAUCGACCUUUAUCACGCUGCCGUUCGAGUCUAAGAACUUUGUGCGGGCGCUGGAUGUGGUUCAGACGGUGCUCGAGCCGUUGGUGAUGAGGAGGACAAAGGAUAUGAGAACCCCGAUGGAAGCCCAGAUUUACAACCACGUCUUCACGCGGGCCAAGAACACCCUCGACAACAAUAUGGCAUCCGGAACGGUGAUGAAGGCGUAUGCCAGCCUGUUUGCCCAAAUCAUCCGACUGAGGCAGACGUGCUGCCACCCGAUCCUGAUCCGAAACCGCGAUAUCGUGGCCGAGGAAGAAGAGGCAGCGAGCGCCGCCGCCGCCGCCGCGGAUGCCGUAGCGGGUUUGGCCGACGACAUGGACCUGGACGUGCUCCUGCAAAGGUUCACGGCCGACCUCGCGGACGAGCAGUCGCGGCCGGGGGCGACGUUUGGGGCGCACGUGCUGGCGCAGAUCCGGAGCGAGGCGAGCCACGAGUGUCCGAUCUGCGCCGAGGAGCCCAUGAUUGAGCAGACGGUGACGGGGUGCUGGCACUCGGCGUGCAAGAAGUGCCUGCUGCAGUAUAUCAAGCACGAGACGUCGCGCGAAAAAGUGCCCCGCUGCGUGCACUGCCGCGAGCCCAUCAACGUGCGCGACCUGUUCGAGGUGAUUCGGCAUGACGACGACGAUGGCAACGGCGACAUGGCGGCGGCGCUGUCGGGGACGCAGGGCGGCAAGGGGGCCGCAUCAGCCUGCAGCGGGUGGGGACGAGCGACUCGUCGUCCAAGCCAGUUCACGUCGUUUCUCUCGCUCAUCGAGCCGGCGCUAGAGCGGGCGGGCAUGGAUUUCUUGCGGCUGGACGGGUCCAUGUCGCAAAAGGCGCGGGCGGCGGUGCUGGCCAAGUUCCGCGAGGCCGGGCGCUUCACGGUGCUGCUCAUUAGCCUCAAGGCGGGCGGGUGGGGCUUAACCUGA